Colletotrichum truncatum is the source of this 342-nucleotide messenger RNA. The record is from RefSeq and is a predicted model, not a curated record. NCBI's taxonomy places the organism in Eukaryota, Fungi, Ascomycota, Sordariomycetes, Glomerellales, Glomerellaceae.
AUGGCACGGUUAGAUAGCCAGGCGAUACUAGCGGGUUUUGCUGCUAUGAGAGAUGGCACUUCAGGAUACGGGUUCGAAAGCGACGACUUCGAAAGCGACUACUUCGGAAGCAGAGGCUCUGGAGCUGAAGAUGGCGACACUGCUUCGCAGUUAGCCGACGAAGACCGCCUGGCAGCUACUCAGCCAGACGCGUUAGAUAAUGACGACAGCGACAGUUCCUCUGAAGGGAGUAUCGGUAAUGUCUCGACCAUCGCGCCGUCUGUUGAGUAUGGUGGUUUAGACUUUAAUAUCGACCGUAGUACGGUGCUGGAUUGGGUCUGUGACGAUAGUCUCGAUGAAUAG